GCGAUAAGAAUUUUUGAUGAUCUCGCUCAAUAACAUCAAAUCGAAUAUCUUCGUGCCAUUUCAUUUUCGCCUGUCGCACACUCUUCAGUGAAUUUACUCUGCUCCAUCCUUAUAAUAGUACACGAUGGGUGUCAAGAAGAAGGUCCGCAAGUUUGCCCAAGUCAAGCGUGCUAUAACCUUGCGAGACAGUCGGUUAAAACCACAAGAGGCGGAAAAGAAUAAGAAAAAGGAUGAUAACGUUGUCCGAGAAAUUCCUCAAGUUUCCUCGUCUCUUUUCUUCCAGUACAACACCGCCUUGACGCCUCCUUACUCAGUAUUGGUCGACACCAACUUCCUCUCCCACAGCGUACAGCAUAAGCUAGAAGUGAUUCCCACGAUGAUGGAUUGUCUCUACGCCAAGUGUAUCCCCGUUAUUACGGACUGUGUGUUGGCGGAAUUGGAAAAGCUGGGCCAGAAAUAUCGACUAGCGUUACGAAUCGCCAAAGAUCCUCGGUUUGAGCGGAUAAAAUGUGAUCAUCGGGGCACAUAUGCGGACGAUUGUUUAGUUGAUCGAGUGAUUAAGCACAGAGUCUAUAUUGUGGCGACGAAUGACAGAGAUUUGAAGAGGAGGAUACGUAAAAUACCUGGUGUUCCAAUCAUGAAUGUGGCACGAGGCAAGUAUGUGAUUGAGCGUCUCCCUGAUGCUCCGGAGAAGUGAUUGUACGCUGAACGAGCUGGCUGUCGGUUUCUUUUCUUGAGCAUUAUUGCAUUUAUGGCGUUCCAGGUUUUUACGGGUGCUCUAGAUCGCAGAUAGCGGAUUAUUAAGGUUCGGUUCGUUGUCACAAAUGUCAAUACUCGUAUCGUAUUGGCUUUCUUCCUAAGAAUCUCACUUGACUUUCCUCCUUUAC
This is a messenger RNA of Talaromyces stipitatus ATCC 10500, 887 nucleotides long. RefSeq names its product DUF652 domain protein. The record is from RefSeq and is a predicted model, not a curated record. The transcript has 4 exons. NCBI's taxonomy places the organism in Eukaryota, Fungi, Ascomycota, Eurotiomycetes, Eurotiales, Trichocomaceae. Gene Ontology annotation, cellular component: nucleolus; small-subunit processome. Bases 125 to 697 code for a protein of 190 amino acids.